AUGCCAAACAAAUUGCGCGACGACCUCCACAAAGUCGACACCACAUCGUUCGACUAUAUUUACGAAGAAAAUGCGACUAUUCCACUGAAAGAGGGACGUGGAGUUGUCCGGUGCAAUGUUUUCCGGCCUAAAGCUCCUGCGGGUUCACAAUUCCCCGUCUUAGUGACGUAUGGGCCUUAUGGCAAGGAUGUUCACUACUCAGUCUUCCACACAGCUUCAUUCUCAGAAGUGCCCGCAGAGCAUCACUCGCCCCAUUCAGCAUGGGAAACACCCGAUCCCGGGUUCUGGACACGCCAUGAAUAUGCUCUUGUUCGAGCCGAUGAAGUCGGCCUGGGCCAGUCACCGGGCGUUCUCAAUACCAUGUCUCGCGACACCAGUCUUGCUUUCAAAGAUGUGAUUGAAUGGGCGGCCUCUCAGUCAUGGUCUUCUGGAAAGGUUGGCCUGCUCGGAAUUAGCUACUAUGCUGGCAGUCAAUGGCGAGUAGCAGCACGUCGACCUCGCGGCCUGGCAUGCAUGAUUCCCUGGGAGGGAAUGAGUGACUAUUACCGUGAUCGCUGUCGGCAUGGUGGUAUAUUAUCAAAUACCUUUAUUGAUUUUUGGUGGAAUCGACAAGUUAUUGUAAACCAGUACGGUCGUCCUGGUAGAGCAGCUCGCAACUACGGCGUAGACACCAUUGAAGGAAACCUCGAAGAAUCUGAGCUCCGCGCCAAUUGCCAUGAUCAAAAUGUGGAUAAUGUGGUAAACCGUUUUCUCGACGAUGAUUACUACGCCAGCAAAGACUAUAACAUGUCCGAUAUCGAAGUCCCAAUGCUAUCAGUUGGAAACUGGGGAGGUAUUCUACUUCAUUUAAGAGGCAAUGUGGAAGGAUUCAUGAAUACCGGAUCCCAGCACAGGUAUCUGCGGCUUAUCACUGGUCGACAUGAUCUGCCGUUCUACACCAAGGAGUGUGUGGAUCUACAACUGAGCUUCCUCGAUGCAUUCCUCAAAGGGAAAGAUCCUCAAGGUUGGUCGCGAGGCGAACAGCCAACAGUAGGAUACAAAGUCCGUGUGGGCGACGUUGGAUACAAUGACACAGCUGCUGAAGCGGCAUACCCUUCAAGAUCUGCAGAGGAAUGGCCAAUCCCAGAAACGAAGUAUACCAAGUAUUAUCUUACUCCAACCCAAGGGCUGAGUGAGACUCGUGUUGCUCAGAAUGAUGAAAGCAAAAUUUCGUACAAGGCCCUUGGGGACCUUAAAAAUCAACAACUCAUUCAAUUUCACAGCGAGCCAUUCACGGAGCAUGUCGAGUUUACAGGCCAUGUUGUUGCGCAUUUGAACGUGUCAGUUACGGCCCAAGAGAAUCAAGCCAGUCAGCCGAGUGACAUUGAUCUGUUCCUCACUGUCCGGCACUUGGAUGCCACGGGAAAGGAGAUUUAUUAUACAGGUACUGUUGGCGACCCUGUGCCUAUCUCCAAAGGCUGGCUGCGGGUUAGUCUUCGAGCCGUGAACGAAAAGGACCCAAGACAUCAGCCCUGGCAUCCUCAUCGUGAGUAUCUAUCAACGGACCACUCUCCACUAGUCCCGGGAGAGAUAUACCCGGUUGACGUGGAGAUAUGGCCUACGAAUGUUGUGAUGUCGCCCGGUGACAAGUUGGUGUUUGAAGUUUCCUCUGGUGAUACGCAAGGUGCUGGACUAUUUGAACAUAAUUCAAAGGAGGACCGAGAUGAGAAGUCUUUUGGAGGGCCCGGUUUCUUUAUUCUUAGAUACUCAAUACUCUUACCCCCAUCAUCCACACCCCAGAAAACAUCGCGACAACAAUCCCCGACUCAACCAAAUCCUGUCCAGCGGAUCGGUCAGAUAUCCGAUGUGUCCGGCUUGUCUCAUGAAGCCCGGCCACAGUCCAUUCGUCUUCGCCAGAAUCUAUUUCAUUCUUUACACUCGGCCCUCAAAUCAUCCGAGCAAAGCAUCAGGGACACUAUCGCCGAGGAUACCAACCAUGGCGACUGGGAUAUCAAUCUCGAGUAUACACUAGCAAUCGCCGAAUUACGUGCCCAUUACGACUCGUUGGACCUUGAGGAAGACCGCAAGAGCAAUAAAUUGGUGGAUAAUCCACAGGCAACGACCGGUGUGGGCAUUGUCUACAUUAUUCCUUCGAAGCAGAACCUAUUUUAUUCGGUCAUCUCGGCGCUUACAGCGGCUCUAGCAACGGGGAAUUGUGUCAUUUUGGAGCUACCUACAACACUGACGCGGGUCUCUGGGAUAUUACGUACGAUAUUGCCCCAAGCUCUCGACGCGGACGUCUUUGCAAUUGUUAGCACCAGGGUAUCCAAAGAAAGUCUCUCCAAAUGUCGUAUUUUGGAUCAAACUAGAGAUGUCAGUGAUGCAGGGGAUGUUGCUGACAAGGUCGACCACAAGUCCACACAAGUGCCGUUCACAAAGGUGGUAGCAGUCGUAGAUCGAUCUGCAAACAUAUCUGAUGCUGCCUCAAUCAUUGGCGCAUCGCGAGCUGCCUUUAACGGCCAGUCUGACUAUUCUCCGGGUCUCGUACUUGUUAAUGAGUUUGUGGCUGAUGACUUUUUGUUCCAUCUUUCCCAAGCCAUUAUAUCCCCAAUACACGGGGGAAAGGCAAUUUCAAAGUCUUCACGCCAGUCAAAGGGAGUCCGAGACGGUCUCAACCAACUACAAAGUGAGCUCGAGAGGAACGACAACCUGAAAGUGAUUCUCUCCGGUGAAAAUGGAAGCAUUGUCGAGAUCCGAGAUCGAACACAAAUAACGGCCGGAUGCCAACUUGAUGGUCGAGUUAUUACUAUCUAUCGAAUCACCAGCUUAGACGACGCUAUUGACUUGUGUAAUGGGGCCCAAACUCCUCUAGAAGCAUCCUAUGUUUUUGCAGCAACAACUGAAGGAAAUUACUUGUCGCGGUUCAUUGAUGCACGAAUCUCAUUUGUCAAUCAUAUUCCUUGCGAACUAAUGGGUACUUCUAUUGCUUCAACUUAUAAAACCAACCCCCUUACUUACAAGUUAAAAGUUGGUCCCUUUGCGGCAGAGCAUCCGACAAUCGCCCCAGGUGUAUUCCCACGAUACAACCCUGCAUUGUUCCGCAGUCCUCGUCCAAGGCUCGGCCAUGCCUCACAAUUGACUCUUCUAUGUCAAAGGUCGAAAGCCUCAAGGUCUACGAAGGAGCUUGAUUCGUGGAGUCGGUCUAUACUACAGGAAGCCCUUCCGCCUACCAAACAGGGGAGUGGCGCUGACGUUGGCUUCUUUGAUCAGGCAUUCAUCCUAGUUGGUAUUACUGUUAUUUCGGUCAUAGCAGGUGGUACAUUUACCAUGUAUCGGUAUGCAAAGCGUUGGCAUUAG
Molecule: messenger RNA, 3336 nt
Organism: Talaromyces rugulosus
Lineage: Eukaryota; Fungi; Ascomycota; Eurotiomycetes; Eurotiales; Trichocomaceae
Exons: 8
Coding region: 1-3336 (1111 amino acids)
Molecular function (GO): dipeptidyl-peptidase activity; oxidoreductase activity, acting on the aldehyde or oxo group of donors, NAD or NADP as acceptor
Source: RefSeq, a predicted model, not a curated record